Pocillopora meandrina is the source of this 432-nucleotide messenger RNA. Lineage: Eukaryota; Metazoa; Cnidaria; Anthozoa; Scleractinia; Pocilloporidae. The record is from the annotation of a GenBank genome assembly.
AUGAGCGAGACAAGUGAGCUUUCCCUCGAGGAAGUCAACACAUGGAAGGUGGACGCUCUCAAGUUAUUUUGCCGUAAACGAAAUCUUAAAACUUCUGGAGCUAAAGCUGAACUUGUAGCCCGUGUGUUUGCAGCAUCAGAGAUGGGAAUCCAAGUACAAGCAUCGGCUAAAGAACUAAUGUGCAUCACGGAGUCUGAGAGAGCGAAGCUAUUGUUUACUCCUGAGGGCAGCAAGCUUCCCGAUCCUCUUGGGCUAAAGGACGGAUGGAUUGAUGAAAAAGAUGGGCUAACAUCAUGGCCUCCUAUAUUUCUAAGUGACAUUACGAAAUAUCUGAUGGCUGAUCAUCCUGGAAAGGAUAUUAAACUGCACGAACGGGUCAUGAAUGAGUACAAAGAGGGAAAGCAUACCGCUUAUUUGACUCGGGCUUUCUGA